GGAACCAGGAAGAAAGCUGUGACCAGCAGCGUCCCUCACUUCCUUAGACUUAGUUCCUGUUUGCACUAGCCACAGCUGGGCACUGGCCUCUGCUGGCACUGCCUCCUACACGCAGACCCUAUCUAUAAGCGUUGCAGCCUGUUGUCUAGCCUCAGGCCUCUGGAUGGACGGUAUAGAGACCUCCAAGUUGCUGGAUGAAGAGCUGUACUCGCGGCAGAUGUAUGUGCUGGGCUUGCCAGCCAUGCAGAGGAUUCAGGAAGCCAAAGUUCUGCUGUCAGGCCUUCAGGGCUUGGGGGCUGAGGUGGCCAAGAACCUGGUCCUGAUGGGCGUGGGCAGCCUCACUCUGCAUGAUCCCCACCCCACCUGCUGGUCUGACCUGGCUUCCCAGUUUUUCCUCUCAGAGCAGGACUUGGAAAAGAGCAGGGCUGAGGCAUCUCAAGAACUUGUGGCUAAGCUCAAUGGAGCUGUCCAGGUCUGCAUCCACACAGGUGACAUCACCGAGGACCUGCUGCUGGACUUCCAGGUGGUGGUGCUGACUGCCUCAAAGCUGGAGGAGCAACUGAAGGUGGGCUCCUUAUGCCACAAGCUUGGAGUCUGCUUCCUGGUAGCUGACACCAGGGGCCUUGUGGGGCAGUUGUUCUGUGACUUUGGAGAGGACUUCACUGUGCAGGACCCUACAGAGGCAGAACCCCGGACGGCUGCCAUCCAGCACAUUUCCCAGGGCUCUCCUGGCAUUCUCACUCUGAGAAAAGAAGCUGAUGCCCACUACUUCUGCGAUGGGGAUUUGGUGACUUUCUCAGGCAUCGAGGGCAUGGUUGAGCUCAACGGCUGUGCUCCCCAGCCUAUCCACGUGCGGGAGGACAGGACCUUGGAGAUUGGGGACACAACAACUUUCUCCUGUUACUUGCGUGGCGGGGCUGUCACUGAGGUCAAGAGACCCAAGACUGUGAGCCAUAAGCCCUUGGAUGCAGCCCUGCUCCAGCCCCGUGUGGUGGCCCCGAGUCCCCAGGAAGUUCACCGUGCCCACUGCCUGCAUCAGGCCUUCCGUGCACUGCACAAGUUCCAGCACCACAAUGGCCGCCCACCCCGGCCCUGGGAUCCUGUUGAUGCAGACAUGGUGGUAGGCCUGGCCCAGGCCCUGGAACCACUGAAGGGGACAGAGGGAGAGACAUUGGAAGAGCCGCUGGAUGAGGCUCUAGUGCGGACAGUCGCCCUGAGUAGUUCUGGUGGCUUGAGCCCCAUGGCAGCCAUACUGGGUGCAGUGGCUGCCCAGGAAGUGCUGAAGGCAGUCUCCGGGAAGUUCAUGCCCCUGGAUCAGUGGCUGUACUUUGAUGCCCUUGAUUGUCUUCUGGAACAUGAGAAGCCCCUUCCCAAUCCCGAGGACUGUGCACCGAGACGAUGCCGGUACGACGGGCAAAUUGCAGUGUUUGGGGCUGGUUUUCAGAAGACGCUGAGCCACCAGCAUUACCUCCUGGUGGGUGCUGGUGCUAUCGGCUGUGAGCUGCUCAAAGGCUUCGCCCUAGUGGGCCUGGGGACCCAGGGCAGUGGGGGCGUGACUGUUGCUGACAUGGACUACAUAGAGCGCUCUAACCUCAGCCGUCAGUUCUUCUUCAGGCCCCAGGACAUUGGUAGGCCCAAGUCAGAGGUGGCUGCAAAGGCCGCUCACCGCCUAAACUCAGACUUGCAGGUGACCGCCUUCACCAACCCGCUGGAUCCCAGUACAGAGAAUAUAUACGAGGACAACUUCUUCUCCCGUAUGGAUGGCGUGGCUGCUGCCCUGGACAGUUUCCAGGCCCGACGCUAUGUGGCUGCUCGCUGCACCCACUAUCUGAAGCCGCUGCUGGAAGCAGCCACACAGGGCACCUGGGGCAGUGCUUCAGUGUUCAUGCCAUAUGUGACUGAUGUCUACAGAGCCCCUGCCUCAGCUACAGCUUCGGAGGAUGCCCCCUACCCUGUCUGCACCGUGCGACACUUCCCCAGCACAGUUGAGCACACCUUACAGUGGGCCCGGGAUGAGUUUGAGGGGCUCUUCUAUCUGUCUGCUAAGACCAUCAACCGCCACCAACAGGCACCCACUUCUCUGGCAGAUACGGAUGGGCCACAGGUGCUGACUCUGCUGCAGGGGGUACUGGGUGUCCUGAGAGAGCGUCCACAGACCUGGCAAGACUGUGUGGUGUGGGCCCUUGGCCACUGGCAACUAUGCUUCCAUGAUGGCAUCAUGCAGCUGCUGAAGCACUUCCCACCUGAUAAAGUGCUUGAGGAUGGAACUCUUUUCUGGUCAGGUCCUAAACGGUGUCCCCAGCCCUUGGAGUUUGACGCCAGCCAAGACACGCACCUCCUCUACGUGCUGGCGGCUGCCAACCUGUAUGCCCAGAUGCAUGGGCUGCCUGGCUCACAGGACCGGACUGUGCUCAGGGGACUGCUAAAGUUUCUGCCACUGCCUGACCCUCAGCACCUGGCCCCCAACUUUGUUAAUGACCUGGAUCUGGAUCUGGCUUCUGCUGAGUUUGGCCCUGAGCAGUUGAAGAAACUGCAUGAAGCCCUGGAAGUCUGGAGUGUGGGCCCUCCCCUGCAGCCCCUGAUGUUUAAGAAGGACAAUGACAGCAACUUCCAUAUGGACUUUGUGGUGGCAGCAGCAAGCCUGCGAGCUCAGAACUAUGGGAUCCUACCCGCCAACCGCAUCCAGAGCAAGCAAAUCGUGGGCCGGAUUAUCCCAGCCAUUGCUACCACUACAGCAGUUGUGGCAGGCCUGGUGGUCCUGGAACUGUAUAAGGUGGUGGGCGGGGCACGGUCCCUCGGUGCCUUUCGCCACAGCCAUCUGCAUCUGGCUGAAAACCGCUUCAGCCGCUGGGUGCCUCGCGCCCCAGACAUCCAGAUGUUCCAUCACCUGAAGUGGACCUGUUGGCACCGCCUGAAGGUGCCUGCUGGGCAGCCCGAGAGAAACCUAGAGUCGUUGCUGGCCCAUCUCCAGGAACAACAUGGGCUGAGGGUGAGGAUGCUGCUGCACGGCCGGGCCCUGCUCUACUCAGCAGGAUGGUCGCCUGAAAAGCAGGCCCAGCACCUGCCCCUCAGGAUAGAAAUGCAGCCCCUCCCGCAGGGGCCCCGCGAGCGCGCGGGUACCCUGGCUGCGCCCAAGCGCGGGCAGAGCGCCCCCAGUCUUCGGACCCGGUAGUGCUGUGGCCCACUCGGCGCCGACACACUGAAUCCGCUCCUGGAGCCGGCCUCGACAAUCCCUGGAAGUGACGCGAGGGAUCCAGCCCUUCUGAGGACUCCAGCCGCGAGGCACCUCGCUGCUGCACAGGAGAGAGGCCUCAGCCAAGGCCCAGCCCACGCCCUCUCCACCCCGAGUCUGGGCCGAACUAGGCGGGGCCGCCCUCUAGUGGGGAGCGCGCGGUUAGCCGCGAUUGCCGCGGCGGCAUCCGCAUCCCCUCUGCCAGGCACCACAGGCCCACUGAGUGCAGGGUGUUAGAGCGGCGUUCUCUGGCCGGAAUGGUCAGAGCCUGUUCCCUGAGGCCGCUCCACGAUCGGAGGCUAGGUUCAAGGAUACAGUCUAACUGGAGACAGACUAGACAAGUCAGUAGACAGAAAAAUACCGGGGAACGAGGGUGAUGGGCUAGUUUGGGAGAAGGGACUCUCAGAGGAUGUGGCAUUCUGCAUGGGAUCUGGAUGACCCAUCAUGGGGAGAUCAAGAAGAGGGGCAUUCUAGGCAGAGGCAUCAACCAGUUAAAGGCCCUGAAAGGACAGGAACUGGACAGGGCUUAACCUAAAGAAGGCCCAGGUGUUUACGAUGAUAAUAAUUGGGAGAGUGGUGGCCCCCUGGCUUAGCGGUUAGGUGCCCAUGCUCCGUUACUGGGGGCCCGGGUUUGGAUCCCUGGGGGCGCACGCUGACGCACCGCUUGUAUGGCCAUGCUGAGGCAGCAUCUCACAUACAGCAACUAGAAGGAUGUGCAACUAUGACAUACAACUAUCUACUGGCACCUUGGGGAGAAAAAGGGGAAAAAAGGAGGAGGAUUGGCAAUAGUUGUUAGCUCAGGGCCGGUCUUCCACAGCAAAAAGAGGAGGAUUGGCAUGGAUGUUAGCUCAGGGCUGAUCUUCCUCACAAAAAAAAUAAUAAUAAUAAUAAUUGGGGGAGUGAAGAGGUCAGCAAAACCAGGCUCCUAGCAGCCUUAGAAAGGAAUAUGGGGUUUUGUUCUUGGUGUGAGGGGGAGCACUGGGGGCUUUUGAGCAGGGAAUUACCUAGGCUGCCUCCUGUUGAGAUAAUCCCAGCUGCUUUAGGAGAACUACUCUGUAAUCAGAGUGGAGGCUCCUGCCCUCAUCCAGCAAGGGAGGGGAGGGCCUGGGCCUGGGUGGGGCUGGUGAACAGAAGGGGGUCACUUUGGGGUAUGUUUUGGAGCUAAAAAUCAAGCCUUGCUGAUGCAUGAAUAUGGGUAGGGAAAGGGAAGCAUCAAGCACAGCUCCUAGAUUCCUGGCCUGAACAACUGGUCUGAUGGAAUUGCCAUGAAUUGGUCCAUGAAAGACUGGAAAAGAGUGGAUUUGGGGAGGAAAAUCAAGUGAUCAUUUGUGGACAUGUGACCCUUGUAUUGCCUGUUAGACAUCCAAGAGGAGAUGCGGGGUCAGCCACUGGAUGUGUGACUCUGGAGUUUGGGAGAGAGAUCAGCACUGAAGCCUUGGAUCUUGGAGGCAAAGCGAGUGGAUGUUAUUUAAGACCAUGCUCCUGGAUGUGACGGGGGAGGUGAGUUUAGACAGAGGAAGGCAGCAGUCAGGACUGAGCCCUGGAACAUUGCACCGGCUAGAGGUAGGGAAGUUGUAGCAGAACCAGCAAAGGAGCUGAGCAGGAGCAGCCAGGGAGGUGGGAGGAAACGGAGAGAGUGUGGGCACUUAGGAGCCAAGGGGAACAAGCAUCAAACACCACUGAGGAGGUGAGAGUGGAGAAUGCACUGCUGAAUUGGGCAGUAUGCUGGUCUCUGAGGACUCUGACAAGGGCAGUUUCAUGGAGAGAGGAAUAAGCUUGACUGCAGUGGGUGGAAGAGAAAGUGAGAGGUAAAGAACUGGAGAGAGUAAGUGUAGACAACUUUUUAAAAAUUGACAUAUAACAUAAAUACAAUGAUUGUCAACUCUCAAAGCUACAGCUCAAUAAGUGUUAAAAUCUGUAGACACUUGUGCAGCUGUCACCCAGAUCAAGAUACUGUAUAGAAUAUCUCCAGCUGCUCCAGGAGGCCACUUUGUGCCCCCUCCAGUUGAUAUCCCCAAAGAUAACCACUAUUUUGAUUUCUGUCACCAAGGAUUCCUUUUGCUUGUUGAAUGUAGACAAUUUUUGAGAGAUUUUGUUGAUGGUUGGACACAUAUUUUAUAAGUAGAUAAUAUUCUAAUGGGGGAGUGGGAAACUAGAGUUUGGACUUUAUGAGGUAGCAGGUCCUGGGCCCAAUUUUCCUGGUGCUGUGCUUGCUCUGUCUCCAAGGACUGCAUGACCAAGACUUCUCUGAGCCUCAGUUUCCCCAUCUGAAGCUUGAUUCUUCUCUCUUCACAUCUCCUUAAGGUUAUAGUAAUGAAUGGGGGAAUUCAUUGGGAGCAGUGAAAAAAUGGGGUUUUCCAGGCCUCUUGAUGCCUGUCUGAAGCCUAGAGCUGUCACUAGGGAUGGGCGGAGCUAAAAUCUGGUAGGCCCAGGAGUCCCACCUGCCCAGCUGUGUUUGAGCAAUUGACCUGGCAACUGGGUGGGCCUGACAAACAUGUCUGGCCUUCCAGAGUCUCCUCUGCUGUUUGUAUCUUCAGGCCACUAUGGUGCUGCUGAGGGCCCUGGCGCUUCUUGCUCUGGUUGUCUCUGGUGAGGAGCUGGUAGGUGGGGGAAACUCCAGUUCUCACCUCCCUCCCCCCACUCCACAGUGGGGUAGAGACCUGACCCUUCUCAGAUAAGCUAUCAUGGAGGGCGGGGUCUGGAAGAGAGCCAGGAAAGGGCAAAGAUCUGAACCCUGACCCGCAUUCCUUAUCUUGGCUGCUUCCUCAACCAAAUCCUCACUCCCAGUCUGUGAAAUGAGCUGACCCAUGGUUGGACGUGGGGGACAAGGAAGUGCUUUGGCUGCUUGGCCCCAAGAUGGGCAGAAGGGCAGGACUAUGCUCAUGUGUGUGGUUCUAUGAGCAUGGGG
Molecule: messenger RNA, 6140 nt
Organism: Diceros bicornis minor
Lineage: Eukaryota; Metazoa; Chordata; Mammalia; Perissodactyla; Rhinocerotidae
Gene: UBA7
Product: ubiquitin like modifier activating enzyme 7
Exons: 24
Coding region: 164-3172 (1002 amino acids)
Biological process (GO): protein sumoylation
Cellular component (GO): SUMO activating enzyme complex; cytoplasm
Molecular function (GO): SUMO activating enzyme activity
Source: RefSeq, a predicted model, not a curated record